This is a messenger RNA of Andrographis paniculata, 2606 nucleotides long. RefSeq names its product pentatricopeptide repeat-containing protein At4g33990. The transcript is spliced from 2 exons. Bases 144 to 2603 code for a protein of 819 amino acids. The record is from RefSeq and is a predicted model, not a curated record. Gene Ontology annotation, molecular function: zinc ion binding; RNA binding; protein binding. Gene Ontology annotation, biological process: RNA modification. NCBI's taxonomy places the organism in Eukaryota, Viridiplantae, Streptophyta, Magnoliopsida, Lamiales, Acanthaceae.
UGAGAUUUUGGGCUUCUUACUGCUUAAUCAACAUCCCCUCUUUCACUGUCUAUCUCUCUUCGUCUCCUCCAAACGGCUAAAACCCUGAAAUUCCAAAUUCUUGUGGCGGAGCAACUAACGGGUGUGGGUUUAAUCUAUAUGGAAUGUUCAGGUUGCUGCCCAUCGGCAGAAGUGGGCAUUUAUUGAAUUCGCCGUCAUCUCGAAGCUAUUGCCUCUUGGAUUACCAACGUCUGAGGUAUAUACGCAGUUUGUCGAAUGGAACAGGUAAAAGGAGCCGAGAGAUUGAUUUUGAACUUCUAUAUGAUACGUGCACUACAGCGGAGGCUGCAAAGCGUGUUCAUGCACUUCUAAUUGUAUCGGGUAAAGCGUGGGGAAGUUUUGUUGCCACAAGGCUUGUCAAUUUGUAUUCUCAUCUUGGUGAUGUCUCCUCUUCGAGAAAAAUUUUCAAUCGAAUACAAAGAAAAGAUGCCUAUACUUGGAACUCAAUGGUAUCGGCUUAUGUCCGGAGUCGUCAUUUUGGUGAAGCAGUUAGAUGUGCCUUUGAAAUGCUGUCGAAUUCCGAUGCUCGACCUGAUUCGUACACAUUUCCUGCUGUUCUUAAAGCUUGUACUGCUUUUGAUGAUGGCAGGAGGCUGCAUUGCUGGAUUGUGAAGUUAGGGUUUGAAUGGGAUUUGUUUGUGGCUGCUUCCUUGGUGCAUAUGUACUGUCGUUUUAGCCGUCCUAGCAGCGCAUAUAAUAUCUUCAAGGAAAUGCCGUACCGCGAUAUGGGAUGUUGGAACUCGAUGAUUUCUGGAUUUUGCCAAUGUGGUAAUGCUAAGGAAGCAUUCAGGAUCUUGAAUAAUAUGGGAAUGGAGGGCAUACGAAUGGAUUCCGUGACGGUUGUAUCCAUUCUCUCGGUUUGUGCACUGAUGAGCGAUAAGUUAUACGGGAUGCUGAUCCAUGUGUUUACGAUAAAACAAGGUAUGGAGUUCAGUUUAUUCGUAUCCAAUGCCUUGAUAAAUAUGUACGCAAAAUUUGGCGAGUUAAUUUGCGCGCAAAAUGUCUUUGACGAUAUGGCCGUUAGAGAUAUAGUGUCGUGGAACUCUAUAAUUGCGGCGUAUGAGCAAAACGACUGUCCAAUUGAUGCGCUUCGAUUCUUUCAUCGAAUGCGAGUUAGUAAAGUUAAGCCAGACGUGCUCACACUAGUCAGCUUGGCUUCGAGCGCUGCUCAGACUAAGAAUUUUCUGUUUGGAUACUCUGUUCAUGGAUAUGUCGUAAGAAGAUGUUGGAUUACAGCAGAUACUGUUAUUGGGAAUGCUAUUGUCGACAUGUACGCAAAAUUAGGCGUCACUGACUCUGCCCAAAAGGUUUUUGACGAACUUCCCUAUAAGGAUGUAAUUGCGUGGAACACCAUGAUCGCAGGCUACGCUCAAAAUGGUCUCGCUAGUGAAGCUAUUAAGGUUUUUCGCCAUAUGAAAGAAAGCGAGCAUGUGGCGCCUAAUUUAGAGACGUGGGUGUCGAUUUUACCGGCGUAUGCUCAUAUCGGAGCUCUAAGAGAAGGAAAGAAGAUUCAUAAUCAGGCUGUCAAAGAAGGGCUCGACUCCAACUCGUUUCUAGGUACUUGUCUUAUCGAUCUAUAUGGAAAAUGUGGGAGACUCGACGAAGCAAUGUCGUUAUUUUAUAAUAUGUCGAGGGAAACAUCCGUGCCUUGGAAUGCCGUAAUAUUGUGUCACGGGCUUCACGGAAACGGCGAGACAUCCGUACGACUUUUCAAUGAGAUGUUAAGUGAAGGGAUCGAGCCAGAUCAUGUGACAUUUGUGUCGCUAUUGACUGGUUGUAGCCAUUCGGGUUUUGUCGAUCUAGGGGAACGUUAUUUCCGUGCGAUGAAGAAAGAUUACGGAAUUAAACCUAUCAUGAAGCACUACGGAUGCAUGGUUGAUUUGUAUGGGAGGGCCGGGCUACUGCAAAAAGCGAUCGACUUUAUCGAGAUGAUGCCUGUGAGACCCGACGCUACGAUAUGGGGUGCGGUUCUUGGCGCUUGUAGAAUCCAUGGAAAUGUCGAAUUGGGUAGAAAAGCAUCCGAUCGAUUAUUUGAAAUCGAUUCAAGUGAUGUCGGAUACUAUGUUUUGAUGUCGAAUUUGUACGCGAAUUUGGGGAGAUGGGACGGCGCGGAUGAGAUGAGAUUGUUGGCGAGGGACCGAGGCCUCCGGAAGACGCCCGGAUGGAGUUCGAUCGAGCUUAAUAGCAACGUCGAAAUCUUCUUUACGGGAAAUCAAUCGCACCCGCAGAGUGCGGAGAUCUACAAAGAACUGGCGAAAUUAACCGCGAAAAUGAAGAGCCUCGGGUAUUUUCCCGACCAUAGUUUCGUAUUACAAGAUGUUGAAGAUGACGAGAAAGAAAAUAUUCUUACGAGUCACAGCGAGCGAUUGGCUAUAAUGUACGGUAUUCUGAAUACACCCCCGAAAACUAUGAUUCGAAUUUACAAAAAUUUAAGGGUAUGCGGGGAUUGCCACACGGUGACGAAGUUUAUAUCGAAGAUUACGGAGAGGGAGAUCAUAGUAAGAGAUUCGAAUCGGUUUCAUCGUUUCCACGACGGGGCUUGUUCUUGCGGGGAUUAUUGGUGAUUC